Annulohypoxylon maeteangense is the source of this 8014-nucleotide messenger RNA. RefSeq lists its product as uncharacterized. Gene Ontology annotation, molecular function: phosphopantetheine binding; fatty acid synthase activity; oxidoreductase activity. The transcript has 15 exons. Gene Ontology annotation, biological process: fatty acid biosynthetic process; secondary metabolite biosynthetic process. Lineage: Eukaryota; Fungi; Ascomycota; Sordariomycetes; Xylariales; Hypoxylaceae. Bases 270 to 7880 code for a protein of 2536 amino acids. The record is from RefSeq and is a predicted model, not a curated record.
UAGUACCCAAGGUUAGUUGGAGGUUUAUCGGAAACAAUGGCCAAACGAAAUCCAGCACCAAGAAACUGCCGAAUGAAUGUAAGGGCCGCAUUAUACGACAGUACAGUGCCUCGGAACCCCAGCGGUGUAGGGGAUAUUAUUCGCUAAAUUAAACAUGGCAACACCCUAUCUAAAGUUAUUUGAUAUGGUUUAUUAAAUCCUCUACACAGAGAACCAGUGAUACUAUUGCAUUACUGUCAUAAACAAACUUACACUUUCUAUUUUAGAGAAUGACGCCUAUCAUUCUCACAGACAAUGUUACAUGGGAUCCUACCAAGACCAUGACCGGACAGCCUUCUGUGGCCGUUAACGGCUUACAUGUGGAUGAAGAUACCGUCGCAAAAGGCCUACCGGAUAUCCACCGGAUGGGGUAUUCUAGCAUCUCGCCACUUCAAUCCGGAGCACUGUUAACAAGCUCCAAUACCGAGGGCCCAAUACCCGUCGCUAUAUGCGGCAUGUCUAUGAGGCUGCCAGGUGGCAUUGGCACGGAGCAGCAAUUAUGGGAUUUCCUUCUAAAUAAAAGGGAUGCACGUAAUGUUGUACCAGAGAGCCGCUACAAUACCAGUGGCUUUUGUAGUACCGGCACUGGAGGAGGGAUAGAUGGCAAAGCCGAACUGGGAGAUUCGGGCAUGACUCAUGGGUAUAUGCUCAAUGAUGUUGAUCUUGCACAAUUCGACGCAUCCUUCUUCUCUAUGACCCGGAGUGAGCUGGAAUGGCUUGAUCCUCAACAGCGUCUACUUCUUGAACUAACGAGAGAGUGUUUGGAAAAUGCCGGGGAAAUAGGUUGGCGUGGGAAAGAUAUCGGUUGUUAUAUUGGGGCUUGGGGCGAUGACUGGAUGCAACUCCAGUCAUUGGAUACGCAGGAUACCAAUGUUUACGGUAUCACAGGCCAUGCGGAUGCCAUGCUAAGUAAUAGGAUAUCAUACGAAUAUGACUUCAAAGGGCCUAGUAUGACAAUAAGAACUGCAUGCUCGGCAGCCCUAAUAGGGUUACAUCUUGCAUUCAAGGCUCUGCAAGGUGGCGAUAUAUGCGCAGCGGUAGUGGGCGGCUCAAACUUGAUACUGAGCCCUGCAGCAACCGAAAUCCUGCUUAAACAAGGGGUUUUGAGCCCCAAUGCAUCUUGUAGGGCUUUCGACGCUGAUGCCGAUGGCUAUGCGCGUGCCGAAGCUGUUAACAUGGUAUAUAUCAAGAGGCUGGAUGAUGCUCUCCGUGACGGAAAUCCUAUUCGCGCUGUUAUUCGGUCUACAGCUAGUAACUGUGAUGGGAGUACACCAGGACUUACUCAUCCUAGUACCGAAAGCCAUGAAGCGCUUAUCAGGUCAUGUUACCGGGUUGGUGGCAUCAAUGAACCCUCCGAGACAGGAUUCGUUGAGUGUCAUGGUACUGGAACCCGAAUCGGGGACCCAAUCGAAACCGCUGCUGUCGCCAACGUAUUCGGUCAAAAAGGAGUCUAUAUUGGCUCAGUCAAGCCAAACCUGGGUCAUUCCGAGGGUGCUUCAGGAAUCACGUCUCUCAUGAAGAGCGUCUUGGCAUUAGAGAACAACAUAAUACCGCCAAAUAUCAAAUUCACGAAGCCGAAUCCACAGAUUCCUUUCAAGCAAUGCAAUCUGCAAGUGCCUAUUGAUGAAGUCCCAUGGCCCAAGGAUCGCCGUGAACGUGUUAGUAUUAAUUCCUUCGGCAUCGGUGGCGCCAACGCGCACGUCAUAUUGGAUUCGGCCAACUCCUUCGGCAUUAAACAACGGUCCCUUAAAGACAAUGCCAAUCAGGGCCCAAAAAUUUUGCUUUUUACGGCCAAUCAUGCAGAAUCGGUUCGUAAAGGCAUACAGAACCUUACAGAGUUUAUUGGAAAACAACCUGAGUUAAUCUACGAUGCUGCAUACACUCUUGCGAAUCAUCGAGAGCACUUACCCUAUCGGGCAUUCGCUGUUACUGACGAAACAUCGGCUCCUGAGUUUUCCCUCCCUAGUAAACUUUCGGCGCAAAUCCCCGAGGUCGCCUUCGUAUUUACGGGACAGGGUGCUCAGUGGCAUACCAUGGGUGCGCGUUUGAUAUCUGAUUACCCCUCCGUGUUAUCUGACUUAGAAUUGAUGGACGAGGCUCUUUCAAGAUUGGGACCGGGCCAAGCUCCAACUUGGACGAUAAGAGAGGAACUGCUUAAGGGCGCAGAGACGAGCCGAGUUCCUAUACCAGAAUUCGCCCAGCCUCUUUGUACAGCUAUUCAACUCGUAGUUGUCAAUCUCCUGCGGAAAUGGGGUAUUCAACCGACUGCCGUAAUCGGUCAUUCGAGCGGAGAGAUCGGUGCGGCGUACGCGUGUGGCGCGUUAUCGAUGGAGGAGGCCAUUGUAAAUGCAUAUCUUCGGGGAUACGUAAUUGCGCAACAAAAGCGACCCGGAGCCAUGGCCGCCGUCGCUCUUUCCAGAGACUCUGUUGUGCAGUACCUAACUGAAGGCAUCGGCAUUGCUUGUGAAAAUAGUCCCGAAAAUGUGACGCUCUCCGGCGACGAGGAGAAGAUCGAAGCUGUGCUUCAAGCUAUCACUGAGGCUAAUCCGGGAACUUUUACAAGACGCUUGCGUGUAAGCGCAGCUUAUCACUCAUACCAUAUGAGUGAAGUAGGCCGACAAUAUGAAGAGACGAUUCGCCCAUAUUUUUCAAGCAAGAAACCAACGGUGCCCUUCUACUCGACUGUUAUUAAAAAGGUGAUAGAUAAGAAGGGGAACCUCGACGCAGCCUAUUGGAGAUCGAACCUGGAGAGUGAGGUGGCGUUUUAUCCAGCGAUGAAAGAGCUUCUAUCAAAGGAUUCUUCCAGCAAACUGUUACUAGAGAUUGGACCUCACUCGGCUUUAGCUGGCCCCAUAAGGCAAAUUCUCGUUUCACUUCCGGGAGCGGGCUCCUACGUACCAACGCUGAUAAGAUUCGAGCACGAUACGAAAGCCCUACUUUCAGCCGUAGGCCAACUCUUUCUUCACGGUGUCAAGAUUGAUUUCAAGGCGUUGAUGCCUGAUGGACAAGUGUUGACCAACCUCCCCGCUUACCCGUGGCAUCACGAUACCAGAUACUGGCACGAAAGUCGAGUGUCGCUCGACUGGCGUAGUUCCGCGUUUCAACACCACGAUAUUCUAGGGUCCAAGACUUUAGAAAGCAACGCAUUGGAACCUUCCUGGCGGAACCUCUUGCGGCUAGACAAGGUCCCUUGGAUUCGAGACCAUUUAAUUGGACCUGAUAUCGUCUUUCCUGGGUCUGCUUAUGUCGCUAUGGCGUGUGAAGCUAUCAGACAAGUAUCUGGGGCUAUCGACUGUUCUUUACGGGAAGUUACCAUUGACUCGGCCAUGGUACUUAGCGAAUCCACCACGAUGGAAACAAUGUUUACCAUACAUCCUCUUCGAAUCACCAACACCCUUGAUUCAUCGUGGUAUGAGUUUACGAUCUCAUCUUACAACGGGACUAGAUGGAUAAAACAUUGCACGGGUCAAGUUAAACCAGGAACUUCAACCCCACCCGCAUCUCGAAAAAUAGUCGAGUUGCCAAGAAAGGUUCCAACUAAUCUGUGGUAUGAGACCAUGGAUAGAGAAGGGCUAUCAUAUGGUCCGCGUUUUCAGGUCCUCGAAAAUGUCUCUGCUCACCCGCUUAAGAAUCUAAUCGCCGCCAACAUUUAUGAGCAUAAGAACAACACAGACUUAGAGUCAACGUACUAUAUCCACCCCACUGACCUCGACGCGUGUAUUCAGCUGCUCCCCGCGUCAGCAGCCCGAGGUCUAUCUCGGCAAUUCACGAAGAAAUUCGUGCCGACUUACUUGGAAGAGAUAUACAUUAGGCGACAAAGUGGACCACUUACCGUAGAAGCGUCUACUGAGCCUGUUCGUGAGACCAUACGUGGCGCCUGCCUUGGUCUUGAUGAAAAUGGUGUCGCGUUGGAGAUGAAAAACGUGGUUAUGACUCCGCUUAAUGACGGAGACGAUAUCAACGAGACCAGUGCCCUGAACGGGGUUCGGCUUCAGUGGAAACCUGAUAUUAACUUGCAGGAUAUCAAUCCUUUAAUCGUCUCCAGCAAAGGAAUUGGGGAGACGGAUACCGCUGCUCUGCAGAAAUUCACAUUUUUCUGUUGUGUCAGUAUCCGCGAUUCCUGGAGCGCAAAACUUACCGAUGCCCACCCUCGCCAUCUGCACAAGUUCUUCGAAUGGCUCUCCUUGCAUAUAGCAAAGACGAAAUCCGAAGGAUUCGCCUGGACUUCAAACGAAAACGAAUUUCUUACACUCCCUUUAGCCGAACGAAGUCUUCUUCUUGAAUCUUACAAAACCGACCUUUCUACGCCGGAAACUCGCUCCGUAGGUGAUGCUGUUCUACUGAUCCAUGAUGCGAUAGAAGGGAUCUUAGAUGGUACAGUAGAUCCGGUCAAAUUUAUCCAGGACAACACAAUUCUCUCCAGUCUGCGCGGUAUCCUGCACCACUGGGACUUCACGGUGUUUCUAGGUCUUCUGAGCCACCACACGCCCCAUCUUCGCAUCUUGGAGAUCAAUGCAGACGCCGGAGAAACCACCGCCAGAAUUCUCGAGGGAUUGCGUUCGGAAUUUAGAGAAAGGAUGUACUACUCCUACACAUAUACGGACCCCUCGGAAGACCUUUUGAAUAUCGGGAAAUCAAAGUUCAAGCACGUUGAAGGAAUCGAUUUCCUUCCCCUAGACAUAAGUAAGGAUCCCGUAGCGCAAGGGCUUAGUCUCAACUCGUUCGACCUGAUCAUUGCCACACAUGCCUUGUGCGCAGCGCGAGAUAUUGGGAACGUGUUGCAGAAUAUCAACAAGUUGAUGAAGUCUGAUGGAAGGUUACUACUCCAAGAAUUACUCCCCGGCACUAAAUGCAACAACCUUGCCAUGGGCCUUCUGCCUUAUUAUUGGGACCAUGAGGCCGGUGGAAAUAUGAAUGGGCCUCAAGGUACUCUCCAGCAGUGGACUGAAAAGCUAACAGAGGUUGGGUUCGUAAUGGAUGAACCUAUCGUUGACGAAACCCCGCUCCAAAGUAGCGCAGUAUUGAUCGUCCGCUCUCACGUAGACAAUUUUCCAGCAGGCUCUGUAUCAGUUCUCUCUAGAGAGCCACACAGCCAUGCGGCUACCGUCUUAUCGGAUGCUCUAGCAGAACGUGGUCUUGAUGUCAAGAUCAUUGGACUCGCGGACGAACCUAUUGAUGGAGUUGGCAUAAUCUCCGUUUUGGAUCUUGAAGGGGGGAGUUACCUAGAGGGGAUUUCUAGUGAGGAUUACGCAAGACUCCAGCAGUUUAUGCUGAAAACGACACCAUCUGGAUUGCUAUGGCUUACAAAACCGUGUCAAAUGCGAUGCGAGGAGCCGCAGUACGCUGUAAUCAUGGGAUUGGCACGUGUCCUGCGCGGCGAGCUAGGUGUCAAUAUCGCGACAUUUGAACUUGAUGAUUUCGACUCCGCCAGUACCAUGGAUGCCAUAUUUAACGUCUACCAGAAGAUCCGGCGAGCAACAGGGGACGGAGAAGUUGACGUUGAUAGCGAGUACAGUCUAGUGAAAGGUGUCGUUCACAUUCCUCGGUUCCAUUGGUUCUCCAUUAAUGAGGAGCUCUCCUCUGGGAUUAAUAGCCCGAGUUUCAAACGUCUAGAGAUGGGGAAAUUGGGUAUGUUGAACACUUUACAUUGGGUAGACUGUCCGGAAGUACCGUUGGGAGACCAUGAAGUGUUGGUAGAAGUGCGGGCAACAGGCAUGAACUUCAAGGAUUACCUUAUCGCCAUGGGUAUUGUAACCGGUGAUGGACUUGGCUGCGACUUCUCCGGCAUUGUAAAGGAUACUGGGCCACAGGUUUCAACCCUUUGCGUCGGAGACCGCAUCAUGGCUGUGGCAGGUAGCACGUUCGCUACGAGGACGAAAGUGGCGGCGGAUCUUUGCGUCAAAAUACCCGACGAUCUCAGUUUUGAAGAUGCGGCUACUAUGCCUCUCGUAUAUGCUACUGCAAUUCACAGUCUUCUCGAUCUUGGAAGGCUUGAAAGUGGCCAGACGGUAUUGAUACAUUCAGCCUGCGGUGGAGUGGGACUAGCAGCCAUUCAACUUUGCCGUAUGUUAGGUGCUAAGAUCUUCGCCACUGUCAGUAAUGAGGAGAAAAUCAAGUAUCUCGUGGAUGUGUUUGGUAUUCCUCGAAAUUGUAUAUUUAAUUCGAGAGAAUCGUCUGAUGGGUUCCUUUCCGGGAUAAUGAGAGAAACAAGGAAUCGCGGUGUUGACCUCGUUCUCAAUUCGCUGUCCGGAGAGAAGCUGCAUGACUCGUGGAAAUGCGUCGCUGAGUAUGGUUCUAUGAUCGAACUCGGUAAGAGAGAUUUUAUUGGGCAGGGCCGACUCUCAAUGGAGUUGUUCGAAGCCAACCGCUCCUUUCAUGGCGUUGAACUAUCGAACUUCGCUCGUAAUCGGCCGAAAGUGAUUGGCAAACUUCUCGAGAGAUGUGUGAACUUGUACCGAACUGGUGCAAUUCAGCCGAUCCGCACGUCUAUGCUUUUAGAGGCAGGGAAUAUUGAAGAGGGCUUUCGCUUCAUGCAGAAAGGCCGCCAUAUCGGUAAGAUUAUACUACGCAUGCCGGAUGACCCACAGCAAUUGGAGUCGGUGCCUAUACGCCACGGUCUAUGCUUAAGACACGAUGCUUCGUACUUGCUUGUUGGUGGCUUAGGAGGGCUUGGUAGGUCAAUUUCAACCUGGAUGGUAGAAUGUGGAGCUAGAAAUUUGAUAUAUUUAUCAAGAAGUGGUGGAAAGGGACCAAACGAUGCCAACCUGGUUGAAGAACUUAACGCCGCUGGUUGUACAACUCAGAUCAUCGCUGGCAGCGUGACGAGCUUGGAAGAUAUUCACCGAGUCAUCAGACAGGCACAUCUCCCGAUUGCAGGGGUGAUCAAUGCUUCUAUGGUCUUAAGAAGCGGAAUGUUUGCCGAUAUGACACAUGAUGACUGGGAAGAAGCGAUCGCGCCUAAAGUCCAAGGAACCUGGAAUCUGCACACAGCUUUCGCGGACACGGACCUGGACUUUUUUGUGCUUUUCAGCUCGAUAUCUGGGCUGAUCGGACCCCGGGGCCAGGCCAACUAUGCUGCGGGCAACACAUUUCUCGACGCGUUUGUGCAGUACCGUCACAACCAGGGACUACCAGCAUCGGUGAUUGACAUCGGGGCUAUGGGCGAUGUCGGGAUCAUUAGCGAAAGCGAAAAGCUUCUAAGACAGUUUCGAUUCGCUGCGCUAAAGAUACUUCGCGAGAAGGAUCUUCUUGACGCCCUCGAGCUAGCUAUCAAGAAGAGCCGCUCCACUCUCUCAACGUCCAUUGAUACUAUCGCCAAUGGGUAUAUUUGUGAUAGUCAAUUGGGUCUGGGUAUAUCGUCGUCGAUGCCACUGGCUUCUAAACAGAAUUACACUACUUGGAAACGCGACCCUCGCAUGAGCGUGUACCGUAACCUCGAGGAAGCGCCCCAGGUCACCAACGAAGGCGCGAGUGAUGAAGACGAGGAGUUGAGAAAGUUUCUGGGUACCAUGAGAACAGAGCCGCGGAAGCUUGCAGAAGAUGCCUCCGUCGUCAUUCUGUCGCAAUACAUCGGUUUGGUGUUAUUCCGACUAACGAUCCGUCCCGAAGAAGACUUGGACAUCAUGGCUUCCACAUCUGCGCUAGGAAUAGACUCCUUGGUCGGGAUUGAGUUGCAUAAUUGGUGCCGUCAGAGGCUUGGGGUACGCGUUAGUGUUUUGGAGAUUAAGGGUGCUGAGACUAUCAAGGAGCUUGGACGUUUUGUCGCUGAAGAGCUCAUGGUGAAAUUGGGGGUUGGUGUGAGGGAAGGGGGGACGUUCUCGAUGCUUGAAGCUUCGGAGUAAUUUCAUGUAGGAAUCGCUUGCGCUUGUCUUAUGCCUUGAGGUUAUUAUUAUAAAGUAAAGAGUUCUUUUUUUGCUCUUGGAAGAAAUGAGAUUGGGAUUGAAUAAGAAAUCGUCGCUCAGUUUGUGAAGGAGGG